GAGCCCUGGACUGCCCGCAGAGCCUCCUUAGAGAGUAGAAAAUGGUAGAGACCUGGCUCCCACCAGAGCUUGGGGUUUCCGACUGUCCCGCACAUCGCUCCAGAGGGAAAGUGAAUAGUAAGUCUUCUGGUGCAAGGACCUAGGCGACCAGACGGACUGCUGGCGUUGACACCGACUGAGCCAGCCCCAUCUGGGAGAAGAGGAAAUAAGAACUCUGCCGCCGCAGAUGGGCCGCGCAGUCGACCCCAGGUCCCACUACCAGAACCCUCCCACGCACUAUAAUGGAUGCACCAGCGCCCUAGGUUUCCCAGCCGGGUCCGAGAUCUGCGCGGCAGCUUCCGCCACACUCAUCAUGGCGGCGACAGUCGGUGCGCAACUUCCUUCCGCGACCGGAAGUGGAAAGGUACUGCAAGCAUGGCGACGUCGAAGGUGAAGCAGGACAUGCCCCCCCUGGGGGGCUACAGCCCUAUCGACUACAAGCGGAACCUUCCGCGUCGGGGACUGUCGGGCUACAGCAUGUUCGCCGUGGGCGUUGGGGCCUUGCUCUUCGGGUACUGGAACAUGACGAGGUGGAACCGCGAACGCAGGCGCCUGCAGAUCGAGGACUUGGAGGCCCGCAUCGCGCUGAUGCCUCUGUUGCAGGCAGAGAAGGACCGGAGGGUUCUCCAGAUGCUUCGGGAGAACUUGGAGGAGGAGGCCAUCAUCAUGAAGGAUGUGCCGGACUGGAAGGUGGGCGAGUCCGUGUUCCAUACAACGCGCUGGGUGACCCCCAUAAUGGGCGAGCUCUACGGGUUACGCCCAAGGGAGGAGAUACUCAACGCCACCUAUGGCUUCAUAUGGUACACAUAGGGGCCUGCUCCCGUCAGACCACUGGACCUCCACCUCCCCACUGGGAGAGAAUAAAUGCUCUGGAGACUGCUC
Vicugna pacos (alpaca) is the source of this 921-nucleotide messenger RNA. It is a transcript of the gene NDUFA13, whose product is annotated as NADH:ubiquinone oxidoreductase subunit A13. NCBI's taxonomy places the organism in Eukaryota, Metazoa, Chordata, Mammalia, Artiodactyla, Camelidae. The record is from RefSeq and is a predicted model, not a curated record. Gene Ontology annotation, cellular component: respiratory chain complex I.